This is a messenger RNA of Mercenaria mercenaria, 738 nucleotides long. RefSeq lists its product as uncharacterized. The record is from RefSeq and is a predicted model, not a curated record. Lineage: Eukaryota; Metazoa; Mollusca; Bivalvia; Venerida; Veneridae. The transcript has a single exon. Bases 1 to 738 code for a protein of 245 amino acids.
AUGGAAUCUAAUAGUGGCAUAACAAAGGAACCGUCGAAUUCAGACAUUUUAACAUAUCUUAAACGGAUUGACGGUAGAAUUUCUGAAAUGGACAAAAAAUUUGAGGCAUUUGAGAAACUUGAUAAGAAAGUUGAAGGAUUUAGCAGUGAGUUGAAAAAAAUAUGGAACUAUUUGCAUGACAUUGAUAAAAAAACUAGCGAAAGGCUAGCAUCAAUCGAGGAUAAAACUGAAAGCGUAGAUUUUGCUCUAACACAGACAAGUAUAAAAAUAUCAACUCUUGAAAAACAAAAGGAGGAACUAAGAAAUGACAUGUCAUAUUUACAGGCGCAGUCUAUGCGCAACAACCUCGUGUUUUCAAAUAUCCCUGAGGCCCCGACCGAAACUAGCGAAACUACCGAGGUUAAACUACGGGAAUUUUUUAAAGAAAAAAUGAAAAUCGCGGAAGACCUAGUGAACAAGAUGUCCUUUGAGAGAGUUCAUCGAAUGGGAGCUAAGCAUGACGGAAGAUGUCGCAACAUUGUUGCCAAAUUCACACUAUAUAAAGAAAAAGAACUCGUCCGAAAACAGUGGAAGACAUUGUCCAGUACUCCGUAUUAUGUGAAUGAACAAUUCCCAAAAGACAUCGUGGAUAAAAGGAAGAAGCUCCUUCCUAAAAUGAAAGAGGCCCGGCGUGAAGGUAACACGUCCUGGAUAUCAUAUGACACCCUCUACAUUAACGGCAAACCUGUACGUGACUAG